This is a messenger RNA of Malus domestica (apple), 1512 nucleotides long. The record is from RefSeq and is a predicted model, not a curated record. NCBI's taxonomy places the organism in Eukaryota, Viridiplantae, Streptophyta, Magnoliopsida, Rosales, Rosaceae.
GACACUGGUAUUUUCGGCAAAUCCAAAUUAUCAACGACAUUCUCUCUCUCUCUCUCUCUCUCUUCCCUGGUUAUCUUAACGCGCUUUCGAUUUCUUCUCCAAUUCGGAGGUAAGAUUUUUUUUCUCCCGAAGUCGGAAAGCUCCGAUCCGCUGUGUCAAUCCAGCGCGAUCCCGGGUUUUCUAGGGCUUUAAUUUGACCCGAAAUUCGAUUCUUUUGGUUGGUAAUUUGUGUUGGCUCAAUUCGGUUAGGUUCCUUUUUUUCUGUGCAAUCGGCAAUGAGCGACCACCUAGUUUUGUACGUUGACCGUCUCCUUCGGCCCAUGGCAGCGCAGCCGCCUUCCCAGCCUGCUGCUGAGGCCGGUUAUGUGCCCGAGCCGGCUGGACCGGAGCCGGAGCGGGAUGCUGCCGGGCCGUCUUCGAGUUCGUCGGCGGAGGAGGACGAACAGCUGAUUCAGACGGCGGAGUGCCGCAUUUGCCAGGAUGAGGAUAGCAUUAGCAAUUUGGAAUCUCCUUGCGCCUGCUGUGGCAGCCUCAAGUAUGCUCAUAGAAAAUGCGUUCAGCAUUGGUGCAAUGAGAAAGGAGAUAUAACUUGUGAAAUUUGUCAUCAGCCUUACCAACCUGGCUAUACCGCACCUCCUCGUCCGCCAUCUGAUGAAACUACUAUUGAAUUUGGUGGUGCCUGGACACUUUCUGGCACUCCCUUGAGUUUGGAUGAUCCACGCAUUUUGUCAAUUGCAGAGGCAGAACGUCAGUUUAUGGAUACUGAGUAUGAUGAUUAUUCUUCAACUAGUAGUGGAGCUCCAUUCUUCCGUUCAGCGGCCUUAAUUUUAAUGGGCCUUCUAAUCUUGCGGCAUGCAAUGAGAGUCUCAGAUUCUGACUCCGACUCUGGGGAUGACUCAUCUGCUAUUUUCUCUCUUUUCUUGCUUAGAGCGGCUGGCUUUCUUUUGCCCUGCUAUAUUAUGGCUUGGGCCAUCAGUAUCUUGCAGCGUCGACAGCAAAGACAGGAGGCCGCAGCAAUGGCAGCAACCCAAGUUGCUUUUGUUCUUCAAUCCGGGCAACAUAGGGGUGUACAAUUUGCGGUAGCGCCAGGACCCAAUGGAAGUCCACAUCAAGAAACUGCCUAAUUCAUGGAGCCAAGAAAACACCAGAGGGUUUUCCGUGCCAUGGUGAGGGUGAUUCAGCGGGAAAGUAGUGACAAUAAAUGAAAACGUUUACGUUUGUUGGAAAAUAUAAUUGGAACAAACAAAAAGUGCAAAACAAUAGAGAACAGAGAAGGCCUACAGCAGUGAGAGUUCUGUAUAAUUGCUUGUUGAAAAGGCUAUGUCGUGCAAGUCUUGGUUCGUUCCAUCUUCGGUUGUCCUGUAUUUCAUGUAUAUGUACGUUAAUUUCGUCCAACCAGAGAAAACUGUUGAUUUGGUUCUCCAACUUGUUGGGUAGCUCGAAGCAGUUGGUUGUUCGACUUGAAUAUCUUUCCUGAGCUGUAUAUUGUUAUAUUGUUUUUGGUUGUCACUU